Molecule: messenger RNA, 511 nt
Organism: Vicia villosa (hairy vetch)
Lineage: Eukaryota; Viridiplantae; Streptophyta; Magnoliopsida; Fabales; Fabaceae
Product: protein BRICK 1
Exons: 2
Coding region: 134-391 (85 amino acids)
Biological process (GO): actin filament organization; regulation of actin polymerization or depolymerization; cell motility
Cellular component (GO): SCAR complex
Molecular function (GO): protein-containing complex binding
Source: RefSeq, a predicted model, not a curated record
CAUCAAAAGUUAAACAAAGUUCAAAAAAAGUCCUCAAAAGUAAACUUGCAUUGAAAGUUGAAAGUGGAAGCGAAAAAGGAAAAAACCAGUUCAACCAAAAUCCGCAUUAGAUCCAAAAUCAAACAACAAAGAGAUGGCACGUGCAGGAGGAAUCACAAACGCAGUAAACGUUGGAAUCGCAGUUCAAGCCGAUUGGGAAAAUCGUGAAUUCAUCUCUCACAUUUCCCUCAAUGUUCGUCGCCUCUUCGACUUCCUUGUCCAAUUCGAGGCUACAACAAAGAGUAAGUUAGCAUCAUUGAAUGAGAAGCUUGAUGUAUUGGAGCGGCGUUUGGAGUUACUUGAAGUUCAAGUUGGAAAUGCUUCGGCAAACCCUUCUCUUUUUGCUACCUGAUGAUGUGUAUAAUGAAUCGUGUAAUUCAACUUUCUAGUAAGAUCUCUCUACCAUACUUGUAUAAUGUAUAAUCUGAAUGGAGUAUUCUAAAUCGAAAGUUUAUGUGUUUGAUUAGUGUAA